AGGGCCAGCGCGGCCGACCGCAAGAAGGCCCUGGUCGCGAGGGCGCCGGCGGCCACGGGCGAGCCGACGGCGCCGCGGCCAGCGCCGCGGGCCGCCGCGGCAGGACACCCCGCGAAGGCGAAGAAGGGUGCGGCCCCGCCUCGUAUGCCUCGUGAGGGGCUCGAGCUGGCCAUUCGCGACCUCGCUCAGGCGAUCCAGUACGGCCAGAUGCAGCGGGAGGCGGCGGCGGCGGCAGCAGCGCUGGCCAGCUGCAUGCCACCGCCUGGUUUCACACAGGCCGACGCCGCGCCCUUCGCGCACGCGCCGAGCAAGGACGCCCCGGCCUACGUGACCUUCGGCAAGCCCGAGAGUGCGCGGGAUCCUUGGUGCCCGUGGAAGGUGCACUACUGCGGGAGCGAGGCGAGCACCAGGGACAACGCCGGCUUCUCGCGGGCGUGCUCCGAUUUCUCGCGGGCGGCGUCCGAGGAGCUGUAGGGC
Molecule: messenger RNA, 477 nt
Organism: Prorocentrum cordatum
Lineage: Eukaryota; Dinophyceae; Prorocentrales; Prorocentraceae
Source: the annotation of a GenBank genome assembly